Corticium candelabrum is the source of this 1299-nucleotide messenger RNA. RefSeq names its product fibroblast growth factor receptor 4-like. Gene Ontology annotation, cellular component: plasma membrane; signaling receptor complex. Gene Ontology annotation, biological process: cell surface receptor protein tyrosine kinase signaling pathway; multicellular organism development; positive regulation of kinase activity. Gene Ontology annotation, molecular function: ATP binding; transmembrane receptor protein tyrosine kinase activity. Bases 38 to 1159 code for a protein of 373 amino acids. NCBI's taxonomy places the organism in Eukaryota, Metazoa, Porifera, Homoscleromorpha, Homosclerophorida, Plakinidae. The transcript is spliced from 10 exons. The record is from RefSeq and is a predicted model, not a curated record.
AGGGAGAUCGGAUGAAACCCUCGAUUCCGAUGCAAAGAUGAUUGUUGCUUUGCUUGCGGGUGUCUUCGUUCUAAUCUUAGCAGUUAGCUUGACCGUCUAUUAUUGGUGGCUACGACAUUUACGUUCUGUUGUUGCUGCUUCUAAGAAUAAAGAUUGUUUAUUGAAAAAAGAGUGCAGAGUGAUAUUGGAUUCAUACAAGCACUUGGAAGUUGCUCGACAUCACUUGAAUUUGUUUGAAAAGUUGGGAGAAGGACACUUUGGGACAGUUCAUAGAGCGCGAGCCUGUGGUAUCGUAACUCCAGGAGAGAACAUCACUGUCGCUGUAAAAAUGUGCAAAACUAUUGAAGAUAAUGCAGACGAGACAGGAUUCCGUGAACACAGCCUGUGUGUGGAAGUAGAACUUCUUGCUAAGAUCGGUAGCCACAGCAACGUCGUCAAACUGUUGGGCAUUUGCUCGCAAGAAGGACCGCUGUGGCUUAUAUUUGAGGGAGCUCAGCUUGGAAAUCUGUUGACGUAUUUGCGAUCUGCUAGAGACGUUGUGGAGGGACAGUCCUGUGCACUUACGACUAAUCAGAGUACAACGGGGGAAAAUUUACUCAUCACACAAAGAAAAAUGUUUACGUUUGGAGAGCAGAUAGCAAAGGGGAUGGCUUACCUCAACAGCAAAAAGAUACUCCACCGUGAUCUUGCUGCCCGCAAUGUCUUGGUGUUUGAAAACGAAGUACUCAAAGUGAGCGAUUUUGGAUUGGCCAGAGACGUCAAAUAUCAUGGUUACUAUCGUCGCAAGACUGCGUGCGAAAUGCCGGCAAAAUGGAUGUCUCCCGAGGCAAUCAUGCAUAAAGUCUACACGCAAGCUAGUGAUGUGUGGUCGUUUGGUAUCGUGCUGUGGGAAAUAGCUACACUUGGUGGUUCUCCAUAUCCUAGUAUUCCUAUUUCAAGGUUGUAUGAUCUUCUCGUUGAGGGUUAUCGUAUGAGCUGUCCUGUCAAUUGUCCUCGUCUUCUUCAUACCAUAAUGCUUGGUUGUUGGAAUGCUGAAGCAAGUGAAAGGCCAACUUUUGUGACUCUCAUAACAUUGCUAUCUGAUUCGAUAAAAGAAACGAAAUAUUCACCAGCUGUCGGUCACGAAUUUAUAGACUCUGGCAAACCAGCUUGCCUUUAGUAGUAUUUAUAGUCAAUCAAUUCUAUAGAUCAUAAUCGACAAUCUUUAUGAACUUAAGUAUUCAUGUUUCUUUCUAUGAAAUUUUAGUAGGAUAUAAUAAUUAAUUUAUUAUAAGAGUUGUAUUUGAAUUCUGAUAAAUA